UUGGAGAGAGAGAGAGAGAGAGACUGAGACUUCUUUACCUCAUUGAAACCAGCUUGCCUCCAAGGGAAGUCAAUCCCUCUCAGUUCCUUCCAGUGGAGCACAGCCUCCUCCAGUCCUGAGAAGGGCUUGAAACACACACUUCCAAAGCUUCAGUCUGCUGGCAGAAAGGAAGAAGAGAAACUGAGGGGAGGAAGAGAGAAAAAAAGAAGGAAAGAAGGGGAUUUAAAGGCAGCAAGAGAGACUAGGCGGCUGGUGGUUAAGGGAACAAGCCAGUCCCAGGUGAAGAUUCCAAGGACACAAACCUGACCCAGAAGCCUGGCAACCCUCACUAUGGAGCAUAUCCUCCUCCUCUUCCUGGUGCCACUCCUGGGACUGGUGAACUGUGACAGGCCAUUUGUGCAGAGAGGCUUCUGGGACUUCUCCAUGGAUGAUCCUAACGUCCAAGAAGAGGAAGAGGCUUCAGGGAUCUUCCCAACUUCAGGAGCAGCUGAAAGCGAAGAAACUUUCCCCUUCUACCCGGGACUCUGUCCAUUUGGCUGCCAUUGCCACCUAAGGGUGGUGCAGUGUUCUGACUUGGGUCUCAAGGAAGUGCCAAAGGAGAUCUCACGGGACACCAAACUGUUGGAUCUACAGAACAACCAGAUUACUGAGCUGCGUAAAGAUGACUUUAAAGGGCUCCACCACCUGUAUGCACUGGUGCUAGUAAACAACAAGAUCUCCAAGAUCCACCCAAAGGCUUUCAGCCCCUUGCAUAAACUGCAGAAACUCUACAUCUCCAAGAACAACCUGGUGGAGAUCCCACCGAACCUGCCCCCAUCUUUGGUUGAACUCCGUAUCCAUGAUAACAAAAUCAAGAAGGUCUCCAAGGAUGUGUUCAAUGGGCUGAAUAACAUGAAUUGCAUUGAAAUGGGUGGGAACCCCCUGGAAAACAGUGGAUUUGAACCUGGUGCCUUUGAUGGCUUAAAGCUGAACUACCUGAGAAUCUCAGAAGCAAAGCUCACUGGUGUACCCAAAGAUCUGCCUGAAACCUUAAACGAGCUGCAUCUGGAUCACAACAAGAUCCAGGCCAUUGAAUUGGAAGACCUGAUCAGCUACUCCAAAGUUUACAGAUUGGGUCUGGGACACAACAACAUCAGGAUGAUUGAGAAUGGCAGCCUGGCUUUCCUGCCUAUCCUACGCGAGUUGCAUUUGGAUAACAACAAGCUGUCAAAGGUCCCUCCUGGACUGCCAGAUCUCAAGUUUCUGCAGGUUGUAUACCUUCACUCCAACAACAUUACCCAUAUUGGUGUCAAUGACUUCUGUCCUGUUGGCUUUGGGGUGAAGCGUGCCUCAUACCAUGGCAUCAGCCUUUUUGCCAACCCAGUACCCUACUGGGAAGUGCAACCAGCUACUUUCCGCUGUGCCACUGAUCGCUUGGCUAUUCAGUUUGGCAACUACAAAAAAUAAAUAUAUGUAUAUAUAUAGGAGGAUUAUGGGGGAGGGAGGGGGAGGGAAGAAUGAAAGGGGAAAAGAAAUCGAAUGGGGAAUUUGAAGUGGGGGGGGGGGCAGAAGGAGAGUAAGGAAGUAAAAACAAUUCUAUAGAUGAGAGAGUCAUGGGGAAGACCAUAUGCAGAAAGAAUAGUCAGAGCCUGAUAAAGACAGCUGCCAGCCAGCUAAUGCCCAGGGAAAAGGAAGGGUGGGGGAGUGACACAGAGCCAUUGGCACAAAGGUAAAUAGGUACAGAUCUGACCAGAUUUUUUUAUCAGCCUGCAUUAUAAUAGUCCUGCAUUUGAAAUAUACUGAUUCUGGUAGACAAACAAA
Anolis sagrei ordinatus is the source of this 1800-nucleotide messenger RNA. It is a transcript of the gene BGN, whose product is annotated as biglycan. The record is from RefSeq and is a predicted model, not a curated record. Lineage: Eukaryota; Metazoa; Chordata; Lepidosauria; Squamata; Anolidae. Gene Ontology annotation, molecular function: protein binding.